Messenger RNA from Onychostruthus taczanowskii (white-rumped snowfinch), 3939 nucleotides. RefSeq names its product homeobox protein OTX1-like. Gene Ontology annotation, molecular function: DNA binding. The coding region runs from base 1 to 1185 and encodes 394 amino acids. The record is from RefSeq and is a predicted model, not a curated record. The transcript is spliced from 4 exons. NCBI's taxonomy places the organism in Eukaryota, Metazoa, Chordata, Aves, Passeriformes, Passeridae.
AUGAGCCAGCAGGGUGCCCGCUUGGACCAGGCAAGGGAUCGUCCCCCUGUACUUGGCACCGGCGAGCCCCGGGCGCGCCCCGCGGGCCCCAGCUCGGGGCGGGAGGGCGGCAGGCGCAAGAGAACCACCUUCAGCAAAGCGCAGCUGGAGCUGCUGGUCCGCGCCUUCGAGAAGGAGCCGUACCCCGGCAUCGCCCUACGGGAGCAGCUCUCCAGCCUCACCAACAUCCCCGAGUCCCGGAUCCAGGUGUGGUUCCAGAACCGGAGAGCCCGGCAGCUAAACCACAAGAAGUGCGAGGCCGCCGCCUACGCCAGGCCGAGCAAGCCGAAGCCGCCCCGGUGCGCUGGCCAGGAGCAGCCCCGGGCGCAGCAGGGCCCGGGGACAGAGCGGAACCUUCUCUGCCCGCAGCCAGGCUUGCCAGGAGGGAGCCAGAGCUUCGGUGGUCAGCCGCCCUUCUACUCGGGGCAGCCGUACUCAAGGCUCGACAUGCAUUUCAGGAGCUUGGAUAACACUUUUGGAGCGCUGGGUCAGACCCCAGCUGACUUCGGUUUGGAUUGUUCGGGAAGAGGGGUCCCACUAGGUGCGGGAAGCGUGGGGAGUGCCCCUCCGUUCUCGCUCCCUGUGCAGCAGGCACAGGAGUAUCCGUACAUGAAGAAAUCCUUCCCUGAAGGCUGCUACUCAGAUGCAGAUGUUUUCCAGCCUUGCACAGAUCACCAGUACCCAGCAGCUAAAGAGAACAUGUACAGGAAGCCUGUCUUAAACUACUGCAGUGCUAACCAGGGCCUGGGUGUUGAGAACUGUCUGUAUGCCAAGUCAAGCACUCCUCCCUUUGGGAAGGGCUCCACUUUCAGUUUUGAUGGGGGGGAAGCUAAGCUUGAGCCCGAGCAGAUGAGGCACAGCUCACCUCUGCUUGCAGCUAGUAAUGCUAGUCCUCCUUUGGUACUUCCAAAGCACGAAGGGGGGUAUCAAACUGCACUUGCCACUCCAGCCCCAUUGUAUGAGCAGCAGCUGCUGGAGACAGUAAAUGACUAUGACCCUCAUUGGCUGGGCAUGAGAAAUGACAUUUUGGGAAUAGGGUUAGAUUUGUUGUUUGAGAAUGAGCAAAAUGUGGAGCAAGGUCAGACAAAAAGUUACCUUUCUGCUUUUGGUGGCCAGAAUUCAGUCUGUCAUUUGGGUCAGACAUGAAACUGGCAGUGGGUCCACUUGCCUGAUGGAAAACGAAUGCGAUUUUUUUUUCUCUCAGUUGCCAGUGUUGUCUGAAGUGGCUAGAGGUUUUGCAGGUCUAGGUGCAGAGUGCUUGCUCUGAGUUUUGUGCCCCUGUAUGGGAGGGAAAGAAAGAUAAGCCACGUUAGGAAGGGCUCCCUGCUGCAUGUGAGCUGCCUCCCCACCCCAAGCCAUCUUUCACCAGCCCCUCGCAGCAUUCCUGCACGUUUGGUUAUGGGCAGCCUGACGUUAACCCGCAUGCACAGAUCUUCACAAGUGUGUCAGCACUGAAGAGCUCUGUGUUAGGCUGUGCUGCAUUAAUUCUGCCAGGAGGCUUAGCACUAGGGUGGUGUUUUGUGGCCUUACUCUACUGAGUUUUGCUUCUAUUCUGGUCAUUAUUUGCUUAUUUUAACUUAAGGAAUCCUAGAUAACAGACUUAUUUAUAGCUUUUAGUUGAGAAAGCAUUAACACAAGAGGGGUACAAGCAUGAGAAAAGCAGCCUUGGUGGUGGCAGGGGACAUCUCACUGGGUGUGUUUGCAUUUUAGGUAUGUUCCUCAUAAAGAACACUAAUGGUCUUUUCCUGGGUACUUAAUAUAUAGUGUUUUCAUUUAAAAAUGACCACAGUCUUUUAAAAGGCAAUAUUUUUGUGAUUUUUGUGUAAUUUGUUUGCAAAUUGACUUUUUUUUUUUUUAUUGUGAUUGUCUAGUUGCCAAAUUAAGGUUUUUUACCUUCAUGAAAUUGUAGAAUUGCACUCAGAGAAGAAUGUGUUUCAUCUUUGCAUUUGCACAUGGAGCCUAUUUUUAGAAUUCUCAAGAUCCAUGGUUAUCCAGAAAACCACAGUAAUCAUGGAAAGGUUCUUCAUGUGUACCUCUGGAGAACUGCCAUGGAUGUGUGUUAAAGCAGUAUUAGGCCUAGGAUGCUGAAAACUCUACAUGCAGAUCUAUUUUUGUGUUUUAAAUGUGGCUCUGGAAUAUUUUAAAGUAUGCUUUAGAUUGUAAUAAUUUGCUAUUAACUCAAUUAUUUUGUUUCUAGAACAAGAGAAACAAUGAAAAUAAAGCUUAAUCACAGACCAUUAUUUUAUUAAUAAAAUUGAUAUCCCUGAACAAAAUGUCUAUGGAGGUGUGUACACAAGAAGUCCAGAAAAUUUGUCCUGACUUUUGUCAGUAAUUUUUAUCUGUGGCUGUAACUUUUCUGCCUUAACCUAAAGCAUUGGAAGAAGCUCAUGUAUUACAGAACAGCUAUAUGGCUUCAGACAAUAGCUGCAGGGCACUUUGAAUACAAGUUGUAUUUGAGAGUGAAGGACAAAGAUUGUAUUUAUGAUCGUAUAUAUGACUCUUUUAGUAAAUUUUUGGAAAAAAAAAACGCAUUAAGACUUUUUUAUUUACAUAUACCCUCUCCCUCAUAAUACCCUCCUAAGGAGAAUGCUUCUUCAUCACAUAGGAGGUACUUCCACAGCCAUGGUAUAGCAGCCUCCCCUGGGCUUGCAUGCCAACAGCAUCUCUGCUGUCAUGUGAUCAGGUGAUGCUGGGGCAGGGACCAAACGUGCUCAGCAGUUGAACUACUCUUCUACUGCCUGUAAAAUACUCCUGCUUAUAAAAGAUGGGAGGAUCUUACAUGCUAAAUAUUGAAAAAUGUAUUUUCUUCUAGAUAACUUGUCAAAGAGACAGCAAGGAUCCAGAUUCACCAAUGUCACUUUUAGUCAGGCUGGGCUGACACUGCAGGGUGGCCCGAGCUCCUCCUCACGUGGAUAUGUGAAAUCACAUUCCUUUCUUCACAGCCGCCUCCUCCAGCAGCGGGAAUAGUGUGACAGGCACGGCCCCUGCAAGUCCAGCUGGAAGCCUGGGAGGCAGGAUGGGGCCAGCAGCACGGAGGGAGCAGUUCACGGCCGGACACCUCGUUAGCAGCCCUGCCCCUCAUGGCUGGCUCAUGCCGAAGGAGAAUCACCCUUUUUCAUUGAGCAGGGUCUGCACCACCAGCGCACCUCAGGGGACUGGCCUUCAGGCGGGGCACAGACCUGAGAUAAAACAAUGGCUCACUUCUCACCUGGGUACCUUGCCCUCUGCGUGCCUGGCCAUGUCCCUUGGGUGCAGGGCUUGGUACCUGCAAAACGCCCCCAGGGCGUAUUAGGGACAGGAGGAGAGGACAUUGUGUUAAGCUGCACCAAGGGAGGCUUAGGUUGGAAAUCAGGAAGAAUUUCUUCACAGAAAAGGUGAUUAGACACGGGAUGGGCGGCCCGGGGAGGCGGUGGAGUCCCCGUUCCCGCGGGCUCAGGGAGCGCGGCCCUGGGCGCCCAGACGUGGCUGGCGCGGCGGUGCUCGGUCCCGGGGCGGGCUCCGUCAGCUGAAACCCCCACUGUUUCCGUCAUUCCGUCACAAUUCACUGCAUGGAAAAGCCCUUCACAGCUUUUACCCUGUGACUUGUUCGUCCUCCCACAGUCCUUGGCAAGGAUUUAUCUUUUUAUCCUUCUCGCAGUAAUCGCUGAGGCCGCAUCUGCCACUUCGUACGGGGGCUGCCCCGAGCCCGCGGGCAGCUGAGGGUCCCCACGCCUCCUCCGCUCCGGGUGCCGUGGGCUGACCCCGCCGGGCAGCUACCGCGGGCUUUCACCGAGCUUGCGGGAGAGUCACUUACUCCUGAACACGCGCAUAGGGGCCGGCUCCCGGUUCCCGUCCCCGCUCCCGGUUCCCGUCCCCGCUCCCGGUGCGGGCUGCGCGGCGCCGCCGCCACCCUCCCGCUGU